AACUGUAAUGUCAGAAACAGCGCCCCCUAUCGUACGCCGUCUAUAUAACGCAUAGGUUACAAAACACAAGCACGCAGCCAUUGAAGUCACGUGUUCUGCAGCGUUAUGCAAACAGAAGUUCCUGGUGCUGAUUUGCAGCAGUUUAAGAUCACCGUCACAGGCUGGCAAAAUGAAAAGCAAGCCCACCAAGAGACUAGCAAAUGGAUCAAAAAGUAAAAUGACGAAAAGAGCCGCAGAGGACUCUGGCCUGUCGCCGACUAAAAAACUGCGAGACAAGAUAGAUGGAGAAACAUCCAAAGCAGGACCUCCUUACAGUUCUGCAGGAGCCCAGAGGAAGAAUGGCCAUGGGAGCAUUUUGCACUAUAUAUACAAGAGCACUCUGGGUCAGAGUUUGCACUCUCAGAUGAGACGGUGUCUCCAGGAGCCCUUCGUUCGAUCUCUGUCAUCCUAUCAUUUCCACGGUGCCGGCAGUCCGUUCGACCGCAGGAUCACCUGUCUGGAGUGGCACCCCACUCACCCCACCACUGUGGCGGCUGCCUCGAAAGGGGGGGACAUUUUUCUGUGGGACUUUGAGAAGUCUGAGAAGAAAAGCUUUAUUCGAGGGAACGGAGCAGGAGACUUUAUUGGAGGGAUGAAGUUUUGCUCCACAGACCUUUCCAGAAUUUAUGCGGCCUCUGGUGAGGGGACACUGAGCCUGCAGAGCUUUGAGGGCCACACUCCCACCCUACUGUCCAGAACUCAAGACUGUGGUCAUGAUCACCACAAUGUUUGCUUUUGGUACUGUUGCGUCGAUGUGUCUGUGAGUCGACAGAUGCUUGUGACUGGGGACAACGUGGGAGAGCUCAUACUUCUGGGUCUGGACGGGCAAAAGAUUUUCAGCAGCAAGUUGCACAAAGCCAAAGUGACACAUGCAGAGUUUAACUCCCGAUGCGACUGGUUGCUGGCGACGGCCUCGGUUGAUCACACGGUGAAGCUUUGGGACCUGAGGAACAUCAAGGACAAGAAGAGCUUCCUCCACGAACUGCCUCACGAGAGAGCUGUCAACUCAGCCUAUUUCAACCCUCUGGACUGCUCCAAGCUGCUCACCACAGACCAGCACGACCAGAUCCGCGUGUACUCGUCCUGUGACUGGUCGAAGCCUCAGCACAUCAUCCAGCACCCACACAGACAGUUCCAGCACCUCACUCCCAUCAAGGCCACAUGGCAUCCCCUGCAUGACCUGAUUGUGGUGGGGCGUUACCCGGAUGACCGCGUCUGUCCUGGAGAUCAGAGAACCAUUGACCUCUUUGACUCCAACAGUGGGGAGCUGGUGUUUCAGAUGUAUGAUUCCACUGCCUCAGGGAUCAAAUCUAUCAACAAGUUCAGUCCGAUGGGCGACGUCAUCGGAUCUGGAAUGGGUGUAACACUACUGAUCUGGGACCACGAUGAGUCGUUUGUCAGCGACCGACACAAACCGCUUGAGGAAACAUCAGCUUCAGCGGAAGGGUUAAGAGGUCAGCGAAGGAAUCAGCAGCGCUCUAGCAGAGACCGGAGGGGUCUGGCUGGGGAUGCAAACCUGAAGAAAAAGCUAGCUUCUCUGGAAGAAAGGGAGACCAAAACCAAAACCAGGUGCACCAAACAAAAACAAACUCAGAUGAGGAAGAAGUAAACUGUCAGAGAACUAAAAUAUUUACAAUUUUUCUGUACAUUUCUCUAUUACUGGUUGUGUUUCUAAGAUCAGGGAUUGUUUGCAUGUUCAAAAAAUGUUCUUGAUACUUUUAUAUGAACCAUUUAUAUUUAAAGGGCUGUGUACAUUUUCCCAGCACUUUUUCUACUGUAAAACAAUAAAUAUCCUUAUUCAUA
Girardinichthys multiradiatus is the source of this 1842-nucleotide messenger RNA. It is a transcript of the gene ddb2, whose product is annotated as damage-specific DNA binding protein 2. Lineage: Eukaryota; Metazoa; Chordata; Actinopteri; Cyprinodontiformes; Goodeidae. Gene Ontology annotation, molecular function: damaged DNA binding; protein binding. The record is from RefSeq and is a predicted model, not a curated record. The transcript has 11 exons. The coding region runs from base 170 to 1648 and encodes 492 amino acids. Gene Ontology annotation, cellular component: nucleus; Cul4-RING E3 ubiquitin ligase complex. Gene Ontology annotation, biological process: response to UV; DNA repair.